AUGGGUGCUUGUAUUGGUAAGAAAAGUUCAAAAUAUUCUAAGCGCUAUCAACCCUCGAUAACACAAUCAAAAAUACAAGACGAAAACGAUGGUGAAUGUCAAAAACCGGAACCUGAUGAAAAUAGCAUCGAUUCAGAACUUGAAAUUAUUCUUGUUGAACAGAAAAUAAUCAACGAAGCACUUAGUCAACCUUUGUCAUCGCGUAUUGUUUCAGUUACAGAGUCUGAACUUGAAUAUGAAUUGGCAAAUCUAAUUUAUGGACAUCCAGAAAAAGAUUAUGUAGAAAAUCCAACUAUUUCUAUAAUCCAUAAAGCUGAUGAUGUGUAA
Messenger RNA from Rotaria sp. Silwood2, 327 nucleotides. The record is from the annotation of a GenBank genome assembly. NCBI's taxonomy places the organism in Eukaryota, Metazoa, Rotifera, Eurotatoria, Philodinida, Philodinidae.